Messenger RNA from Paramecium tetraurelia, 357 nucleotides. RefSeq lists its product as uncharacterized. The transcript is spliced from 3 exons. Gene Ontology annotation, molecular function: DNA binding, bending. The record is from RefSeq and is a predicted model, not a curated record. Lineage: Eukaryota; Ciliophora; Oligohymenophorea; Peniculida; Parameciidae.
AUUUAACCAAAAAAAAUGUCACUUCAAAAUCAUAUAUUUUAAGAAGCACCACCGAAGAAGCCUUUGAGUGCUUAUUUCCUGUUUUUAGGAGAUGAGAGACAUGAAAUUAUGAAAAAUAAUCCUGGAUCAAAAAUAUCAGAGAUUACAUAAAUUGCAGCACGAAUGUGGGCAGAACUUGAUGAAUAGAGAAAGAUAGAAUAUUAAAAAAGAACAGGGGUACUACAAAAAGAGUAUGAAGUAAAAAAAAAGGAAUAUGAAGUAAAAUAUGGUGAAAUUAAGAGAAAAUCAAAGAAAAAGUAAAGGUAAAUUGAUCAUCAAGAGCAUGAGAAAAGCGUAUAGAAAAAGAUUAAAAAAUGA